GGCGAUUUUGGUUAAAAUAUUCAAAAUGGCGGACGGAGGAGCAGCGAGUCAAGAUGAGAGUUCGGCGGCGGCGGCGGCGGCAGCAGACUCGAGAAUGAACAACCCGUCAGAAACCAGUAAAGCGUCGAUGGAGAGCGGCGAGGGCAACGCAGGCACACAGACCAACGGUCUGGACUUCCAGAAGCAGCCCGUGCCCGUCGGGGGCACGAUCUCCACGGCGCAGGCGCAGGCCUUCCUGGGCCAUCUCCAUCAGGUCCAACUCGCUGGGACGAGUUUACAGGCAGCCGCUCAGUCUUUAAAUGUACAGGCUAAGUCGAAUGAAGAGUCGGGGGACGCCCAGCAGCCAAGCCAGCCCUCCCAGCAGCCCUCCGUGCAGGCGGCCAUCCCUCAGCCCCAGCUCAUGCUGGCCGGGGGACAGAUAACCGGGCUGACGCUGACACCCGCCCAGCAGCAGCUCCUGCUCCAGCAGGCCCAGGCCCAGGCCCAGCUGCUGGCCGCCGCCGUCCAGCAGCACUCGGCCAGCCAGCAGCAUGGCGCCGCCGGGGCCACCAUCUCGGCCUCCGCCGCCACGCCCAUGACGCAGAUCCCCCUCUCGCAGCCCAUCCAGAUCGCACAGGACCUACAGCAGCUGCAGCAGCUGCAGCAGCAGAACCUGAACCUGCAGCAGUUCGUGCUGGUGCACCCGACAGCCAGCCUGCAGCCGGCGCAGUUCAUCAUCUCCCAGACGCCCCAGGGCCAGCAGGGUCUCCUGCAAGCGCAGAAUCUUUUAACGCAACUACCUCAGCAAAGCCAAGCCAGCCUCCUGCAGUCACAGCCGAGCAUCACCCUCACCUCCCAGCAGCCAGCAACCCCCACACGCACUAUAGCAGCAACCCCAAUCCAGACGCUUCCACAGAGCCAGUCGACACCAAAGCGUAUUGAUACCCCCAGCCUGGAGGAGCCCAGUGACCUGGAGGAGCUGGAGCAGUUUGCCAAGACCUUCAAACAGAGGCGGAUCAAGCUCGGAUUCACUCAGGGCGACGUCGGGCUCGCGAUGGGUAAACUGUACGGAAACGACUUCAGCCAGACCACCAUCUCCCGCUUCGAAGCCUUGAACCUCAGCUUUAAGAACAUGUGCAAGUUAAAGCCGCUUUUGGAGAAGUGGCUCAAUGAUGCAGAGAACCUCUCCUCCGACUCGACCGUCUCCAGCCCCAGUGCCCUGAAUUCCCCAGGCCAGGGCAUCGAGGGCCUGAACCGCCGGAGGAAGAAACGCACCAGCAUAGAGACCAACAUCCGUGUGGCCUUAGAGAAGAGUUUUGAGGAGAACCAAAAGCCUACCUCGGAGGAGAUCACCAUGAUCGCCGAGCAGCUCAACAUGGAGAAGGAGGUGAUUCGCGUCUGGUUCUGCAACCGCCGCCAGAAAGAGAAAAGGAUCAACCCGCCCGGCGGCGGCGCCAGCAGCUCCCCCAUCAAGGCCGUCUUCCCCGGCCCCACCCCUCUGGUGGCGACCACGCCCAGCCUCGUGGCCAGCAGCACCGCCAGCACCCUCACCGUGAACCCCGUGCUUCCCCUCACCAGCCCCGCCGCCGUCACCAACCUCUCCGUCACAGGCACGACGGACGCCACCUCCACCAACUCGGCCACCGUGAUCUCCACGGCGCCCCCCGCCCCCAUCGCCGCCGCCGCCGCCGCGUCCCCCUCCCUGAGCCCGUCACCCUCGGCCGCUGCCGCCGCCGCCGCCGAGGCCUCAAGCGCCGGUGAGAGCGGCACGACGCAGACCACGUCGGCCGCGCUGUCGUCGCCGCUGGGGGGCGGCCAGGUGAUGGUGACCGCGUCGGGGCUGCCGGGGGCCGCGCCGCUGCCCGCCAACGCCAGCCUGGCCGCCAUGGCCGCCGCCGCGGGCCUGAACCCAGGCCUCAUGGCGCCCUCGCAAUUCGCCGCAGGCGGCGCGCUCCUCAGCCUCAACCCCGGCACCCUGGGCGGCGCGCUCAGCCCCGCGCUCAUGAGCAACAGCACGCUGGCCACCAUCCAAGCGCUGGCCUCGGGCGGCUCCCUCCCGAUCACGCCGCUGGACGCCACCGGGAACCUGGUCUUCGCCAACGCGGGCGCGGCGCCCAACAUCGUGACGGCGCCGCUGUUCCUCAACCCCCAGAACCUGUCCCUGCUCACCAGCAACCCCGUCAGCCUCGUCUCGGCCGCCGCCACCGCGCCGGGCGCCGGCCCCGCCGCCAGCCUGCACGCGCCCGCCGGCUCGGCCGAGGGAACGCCGCCCGCGCUCUUCACCGCCGCGCCCGCCGGCUCCGCCGCGCCCGCCCCGUCGGCCGCGCCCAAGGCGCAGUGAGCGGGCGCGGCAGCCCCGGCCGCCGGCACCUUCCGGACAGACUCCCGGGGACAGGCGGACACCGACACGUGGGUGGCCCGGGCCGCGCGAGGACGCUCCCGCCCACCGCCCCCCACCCGGAGCCCACGGACGGCCGUGACGGGCGCGCGCGCACGGGGACGGGGCGGGCGCGAGGGCCCCGCUGGGCCGCUGCCCCCGGCGACUCUUCCAGAGGUGCUAGAAAAUUCCUUCCCUUUGGCCACUUAUGCAAGAGGCUUUGGUGCAGACUCCGGAAGCCGCGGCCGCGCUGCCGCGCGCGCCCUCCUCCUCUCAGCAGUGCCUUCGGAGCACUUGGCGCGGGCGGGGAGCUCCCGCGGGCCAGUCGCGCCCCCGCCGGCCCCGCCGAGACUACUGCGGACGCCCGUCGCCUGCUGCAGUGUGCAGGGGGGUGUGCAGGGGGUCUGUCGGUGGCCCUCGCCCCGCCCGAACCUUCCUCGGCGGAGAACAGACGCCCCCGCCCCGGCUCCCCUCCCUCCCUCCACGGCGGGUCACCUCAGGAGGCGUGAGGGGGAGAAGAGCGCGGGCCGCGGAACCUUCCAGAAGGACGGGGGCGGGGCCUGCGCGGCACCCCCAGGAGCAGGGCGGGGGGGAGGGUGCAGAGAGGAGGAGCGCGAGCAGAGGAGGGACGGGGGAGGGUCCCCGGGGCGCUGGAGCUGGGGUCCGGCCGCGUGCCCCCCCCACCCCACCCCCCGGCCCCCCGCUGUCUUCCUGUUCACUUCCCAAAGUAUUUAACGCCCCGCCCGCCCCCCCCCCCAGACCCCCAGGCCGGCGGGCUGCGUGUAGGGGAGGUGCCGUCCGUGCGCCGGUUACCGGGUCGUGACUUGCGAAGCUUGAACCAAAGUGGCCCCUGGCGGGCGCAGCCAGCGCUCGGGCAGGGGGCGGGGGGGACAUUGCUACUGACCGCGUCGCGUUUCGAAAGCUGCUGCUCGUCCUGCUCGCCCGCGCGCGCGGCCGGGGUCCGAGCGGGGGCGCCCCUGCGGAUGAUUCUGGAAUGUCGUGAAUACUGUAGCGCCCGUCGAGGGGGCGGCGGCGGGGGAGGAGGGCUCAGGGAGGGGGCCGGCCUCUGCGUCCGUUUCCCCGGCUCGCUACCAAAGGACGUGUGGGCGGGGGUCCCCGCCGCGCCGUGUGGGGGAGGGGGUUCUGUUGGGGGGGGUGUGCGCGCGUGUGCGUGCGUGUGCAAGCGUGUGCAUGUGUGUCCUUGGGAGAAUCGGCCUGUAAGCCAGCACAAGGAUCAGCCUUCAGGAGAGAGUCAGUCCCCAGUCAGAAGCCGCUUAGGAACCUUCCAGAAGGACGGUUCCGUCCCCUCCCUGAGAGCGGGUGGGGGGGCGGGUACACGGGUGCGUGUAUUCAUGCACCCCCCCCCACACACACACACACAUACACACGGCCGGGCGACGCGGGUGCAGCCUCAGACCCUCUCCCCGCCGCGCUCUCUCUCAGGAAGAACCAGGAGGUGGAGGGCGGGAGCGCGGGAACAGCGCCGUCGGGUGAGACUCGCAGCCCCGCGCCUGCCGGCCCCCAGGCUUUGUCUCUGGAGGAGGCUUCUCGCCAGAGAAGCGGGCAGUGGUGAGCUCGGCCCGCUUGUUUGGGCGGAGCGGAGAAAGCACAGUUUCUCCCUCCCGGGUCUCCGCGGCCCUGCUGUAUGGGCCCCAGGAGCACCGCGUCUAGAUCCGGACGGUUGGGGUUCCUGCCAGUGUAGCCGAGACAGCUCGGUGACCCCCGAGCGCAGCCGCGGGCGACGCCAGUUGGUCCCGGGACUGGAAGUUGCUCCCGGCCUGGGGCUGAGAGGCGACUGCAGAGGCUCCCGAGCACUGACUCAGGAGUACACACACACACACCCGCCCAGGGUCGGAACACCCAUUCCACACACAGGCACACCCCCUCCUGCCACAUACGCACGCACAGGGGAGGACAUCCCCUCUCUCUCACACACACACACACACACACGCAUGCAUGGGGAAGAACAUCCCCUCCCCCAUACUUACACACGUGUACACACACACAAGGAGGAAUUCCCUCCCCCAUAUGCACACUCAUAAAGAGGACAUCCCCUCCCCCAUACACACACAUGUACACUCACACGGAGAGGGCAUCCCCUCCCCCAUACACACAUAUGUACACUCACACGGAGAGGACAUCCCCUCCCCCAUACACACAUACACACUCACAUUAAGAGGACAUCCCCUCCCCCAUACACACACAUGCACACUCACACGGAGAGGACAUCCCCUCCCCCAUACACAUGUGCACAGGAAGGUUGGGGAUGAGCGUUGGCCGGACAGAAGGCGACUCUGACACGCUCCUGGCUCGGGCUGUGACACCCGCUGCCCCACACCAGCAGCUCCUGCUCUGUCCUUGGUCCCUUGUUGGGGGGGUCUGUGCCGUACCUGGAAUGGAGCCCCAGGGGUCCGCAGGCUGCCUCGGCCGCCCAUGAGCUCUUGGGGGUCGGUGAUUAUGAGGAGUGUGUGUGUGUGUGUGUGCGCGCGCGCACAUGCGUGCACAUGUGAGUGUAUGAUUGUGAGCGUGUGUAUCUGUGUGCACGGGUGUGUUGUAUGAGUGUGGGGGGGAGUAUUUGUGUAUGAGUGUGAGUAUGUAUGAGUGUGUUGUCUGUGUCUGGGUGUGUGUACCUGAGUGUGUGUGUGUGUGUGUGUGUGUGUGCGCGCGCGAGGUCUUCACUGCGGCCUUGUUCCCAAUCUGCCGUCUCCCCACUUAGACACCUGGGAUGCCGCUUUGGAGGCGGGCUCUCCGCUCCCCACUCCGUGGGGGCCGCAGAGGGCAGCAGGGGCCGGGCCUCUGGCCGCCGCCUCCCUCGGGGCUCCCCCCCCCAUCCCUCCGCCCCGAUUCCCACGGGGGCUGUGGGUCACUGUUCCCUCCUCCCUGCCCGCCCGCGUGCCAUCCCUCGGCCUUUGCCGGACAAAGCCCACCUGCCCGUCUCCUCCUCUCUCUGGCAACAGCCUCCGAGGGAGGACAAGCCUGAGGGGUCCCGCCCAGGCCUGCACCCUCCUGAAAUACCUCAGCAGCGCAGCGUGCUUGCGGAACCCGUCUGAACCCCCGAACCAGACAUGUGGAGAGAACCUUCAUGCUAGGGAGCUGCUUCCCGGCCGUGGGUCCGACCGUCGGUGACUCCGCGGGAUAGGCAUGGUGGCUGCUUGCCACGUCUCGGGGACCCUGUUGGUAGGUGAGGGAGGGCCGGGAUGGAGGACAAGCGGGCUAUGUUGGUGACAUUGUGCGUGAGUGUGUGUGCAUGCGUGCAUGUGUGUGUGUGUGUGUGUGCGCACGCGCGCUCGUGUGUGUGUAUCUGUGUUUCUCCUGAUUUCUGUCUGGCCAAAGGACACUUCAGUGUGCCCGUGACUGGCUCCGAGCAGGAGUGGGACAUUGCGGGCCAGGCAGGGACAGGCCCUUAGGUUCGGGUCCCCGAGGCCGCUGCUGUGUCGUUACCUCUGGGUGCAGGUCGGGCUGCCCGGCUGGGCCCGAGUGGGCCGUGCGCCCGCGGCCUUUCUGCUGAGACCCGGGUGGGGACCGGGUCCGGGUACCAAAGACGCUCGUGCCGGCCGGUCCCCUCCCCUCCAUUCCACAGGGGCAGCGUGGGGGAGCAGUGGCCAGAAGUGGCAGGGCAUUGCUGCCGUCCCUCCUCUUCCUGCCGCCCUUCCGGGGUGCUGGCCGUGAGCUGCACCCCCAAACCGCGGCUUCAGGCCGCCGUCCAGAUGGUCCUUCCCCUGGAAAAUGGGGUGCCUGGCCCCCCGCCCCCCUCCCUGGUGUGGCCCAGGCUAGGUCGGUCGGCUUGAGCCCACCUGCUGUCCCCCAGACACUGUCGUAUACCUCAGCUCCAGCUCGGGCCCGCGGCUGACUCCACCCCCAGAGCCCCAAGUCUGUCCUCCCUGUCUGUCGGUCCGUCCGCCCAUUUGUCCGUCCCACACAGCUCUGCACCCCAGGUGGGCCCCCAUAGCCCCUGAAUGUCGCUGCUGCAAAGCUACUGCAAACCAAGGGUGAAAACUACCGCCCUCCUCCUUCUGGCCAGGCUCGAGGGGCUGGCGGGGGGGGGGGGGGGGCCUGGGGGUGCCCCGGCCCCGGGUCCUGCUGACUUCUGGCCUGGGGGCAGGGCGGCCAGUGCUCCCAGCCACCUGCUGCAUACACAUCUCACUUUUUUUUCUUUGAUGACCAAAAAAAAUAAAUCCAAAUAUUUAAGUUUUUUAUUAUUAUUAAUAUUAUUAUUAUUUGACAAUCUUCUCUCCCGUGGCGCUCUCUCGAAGCUGCCCCCAGCCCUUUCAGCUUUUCUUUGAAUGUACCCCCCGGCCCGCACCAGGGGCCGCUGCCCAGGCCUGCUGCUAGCGCAGCGCCGCGGGCGUUCCUGUGUUUCCUUUUGUUCUUUGACUUUCCAGCCAAAACCAAAGAUUUCUUGAUGAUUGUAUAAACUCAAAACAAACCAAAAAACCAAAGAGAAGGGAAUCUUCUGUGGCCUCCAGUCGGGCCCGGGGCCCAGGACUCCGUGGGCUGGGGGCGCGGGCUGCCGCUGGGCGCUGGGACCCUGGGCGUGGCCCGGCCCAGCCUCCCCCCCCCCCCCCCGCCGGCCUCUCUCUUCUCUCCGUCGCUCCAGCAUCUAUGCACCGCCCACCCCACCCCUGCCCGUGGACGCCUGUGACUUUUUAACUGGGGGGGAGGGGGGCUGCCGGAUGAAGGAACUUUUUACAUGGGUCUUUUUAAAUCUCAGUUGACCAGGGCGGGUGGGGUGGGGUGGGGGGGGCGCAUUUGGUUCUAGGGUCACACAAGCUCAAUCCCAAAGGAGAAUCCAGAUGUUAAUAAUAUUAGCCUGGUGCGGAUAUACCAAAGAUGGUCCUUCCUGCAGAACCUUAGAGUUGUUACCAAGUACGACUUACCCAGCACUUGCAUUAGUCUAACCUCAGUAAUUCCAAAGCUUAGAUGUAUAUUUUGGUAUAUUUCUGGGAUAUUAAAAGAAAAAGAAGAAAAAACCCACAAAAAACAAAACCCCCUGUCGUUGAACUUCCCGUCUGUCUCCAGUGCGAGCCCCGUAAGCAUGGGAGUGACUGAGCUGUCCUCGUAGUCUGGAACUAGAGUAUUUUUGUACAUUGCGGGUGUGUCUGCGUAUGUAUUAACAGAACAGUUUUCACUGCCUAGGUGUUCCUAAUAAAAGGAAAAUGAAAAAGCUCUGCGUGUACAUAAACCCAGUGACACCUCCGGGCUGCCGGGCCCGGCUCGCUGCUUCCUGCCUGCAGCUGGCGGCAGUUCAUUUAGACAGCAAGUGACCGUGAUUUUUCUAACGCUGUUUCGUUCUCCGUGUCUUUGAAAAUCCUAACCCCCCCACCCCACCUUUUUUCUUUCAUUUCCUUUGAAAAAAAUAUAUAUAUAUGUAUUAUUGAUUCAGGGUGUGUUUCCACUGUUGUCGGGUGCACGAGGGGGCGCUGGCCCUUGGCCCCCCCAAACUUCGGUUAUAUGUACUUUAAAAUGUGAGUCUGGAUUCUCUCGCGUGGGGGGCGUCAGACGUGGUGUAAGCGGCUCCGGCAGGCGGUGGGGGGGGUCUGCCUGCUGGGGGGGAGGGUCCUUGCGCAUUUCUCUUGGAAGUGGUGCCCUGUCGGGGCUCGUGGCCACCUCCCUCCCAGAGGAGGCGCUUCCUCGGAGUCUGGGGGUCCUGGAAACACGCUUUCUUGGUUUCAGAAACUGGAAACCACAGAACUUGACGUGGCGGGGCACAGGGCAGGGAGGGGGGCGCGGGGGACCGUGCCAGGUCGCCUCUCCCGUGCCCUGGCCCCGCCGGCCGCCGUGACAGUGAAUCUGAAUGGAAUGGUAGAUUUUGUGUAGAUGCAUUUGUCUGCUGUAAUUUUUUUUAUAUAUAUAUUAAACUUACUGUAACUGUACAGUUCAUUUCUGUUGUAAACAUCAUUAAACCAUUUUUCAAGUGUU
Messenger RNA from Sorex araneus (European shrew), 8275 nucleotides. It is a transcript of the gene POU2F1, whose product is annotated as POU class 2 homeobox 1. Gene Ontology annotation, molecular function: DNA-binding transcription factor activity, RNA polymerase II-specific; RNA polymerase II cis-regulatory region sequence-specific DNA binding. The record is from RefSeq and is a predicted model, not a curated record. The coding region runs from base 26 to 2320 and encodes 764 amino acids. Gene Ontology annotation, biological process: regulation of transcription by RNA polymerase II. The transcript has 16 exons. NCBI's taxonomy places the organism in Eukaryota, Metazoa, Chordata, Mammalia, Eulipotyphla, Soricidae. Gene Ontology annotation, cellular component: nucleus.